CGAUCGCACUUCUGGUUGUUCUUUCAAACCAAAUACCCAAAGCACUCUAGCAGCAGUGAGCACUUUUUGUUCAAGCGAAGAAUCGUAAAAGGAGAAUAAAAGGAGAAUUUUUCCAAACCGCGUCCACAUUCUCGAAGUACAGUGAAUUUUGUAGUUUGCAAAACCCCCCGUGCAAAACAACACCCCGUGAGCGCUAAACAGUGAUGGUUGUCGCAGUGAAAGUAUUCAAAAAAUCGGCACCGAAUGGCAAACUAACCGUCUAUCUCGGCAAGCGUGACUUCAUCGACCACACCGACUACUGUGACCCGAUCGAUGGCGUUAUCGUGCUGGACGAGGAGUACCUGCGAGGCCGCAAGGUCUUCGGGCAGCUCAUCACCACCUACCGCUACGGUCGCGAAGAGGAUGAGGUGAUGGGGGUGAAGUUCUCCAAGGAGAUGGUCCUGCUGAAGGAGCAGAUCUAUCCGAUGGAGAACGCCAACAUGGAGAUGACGCCGAUGCAGGAGCGGCUGGUGAAGAAGCUGGGCGCGAACGCGUUCCCGUUCACCUUCCACUUCCCGGCCAUGGCACCGAGCUCGGUAACGCUGCAGGCCGGCGAGGACGAUCAGGGCAAACCGCUCGGUGUCGAGUACGCGAUCAAGGCGUUCGUCGGCGAGGAUGAGGGUGACAAGGGCCACAAGCGCAGUGCCGUCACGCUCACGAUCAAGAAGUUGCAGUACGCACCGGCCACCCGGGGCCGUCGUCUUCCGUCGUCGCUCGUCAGCAAGGGCUUCACGUUCUCGCAGGGCAAGAUCAACCUGGAGGUGACGCUCGAUCGGGAGAUCUACUACCAUGGGGAGAAGAUCGCGGCCAACAUCGUGGUGACGAACAACUCGCGCAAGACUGUCAAGAGCAUCAAGUGCUUCGUGGUGCAGCACUGCGAGGUCACGAUGGUGAAUGCGCAGUUCAGCAAGCACAUCGCAUCGCUGGAAACGCGCGAAGGUUGCCCGAUCACGCCCGGGGCCAGCUUCACGAAAUCCUUCUUCCUGGUGCCGCUCGCCUCGAGCAACAAGGACCGCCGGGGAAUUGCGCUCGACGGACACCUGAAGGACGACGACGUGAACCUUGCCUCGUCCACACUGAUCUGCGAGGGCAAGUGUCCGUCGGAUGCGAUGGGUAUCGUCAUCUCGUACUCGCUGCGCGUCAAGCUCAACUGUGGCACGCUCGGCGGUGAACUUCAGACGGACGUCCCGUUCAAGCUGAUGAACCCCGCGCCUGGAACCGUGGAGCGAGAACGAGUGAACGCCCUGAAGAAGAUGAAGUCGAUAGAGCGCCAUCGUUACGAGAACUCGCACUACGCCGACGAUGACGAUAACAUCGUGUUCGAGGACUUUGCUCGCCUGCGGAUGAACGAGCCGGAGUAAGGCUUCCCGAGGGAGAGUCACCCACGCCGUUUACCCUUCACCAAGGAACCCAGCUGAGCAGCAAACUUUAAGCCAACAAGACCAACGAUACCGAAUGCUUCCCGCGCAUCCCUGCUCCCUACAGGGCGCCCGCUGUCCCUACGCUCCCCACAACGCGCACAACGCGUGCCGUUCGGUAAGGGCCGUAGGGAGUUGUGAGCAGGCUUUGGCCGGGGCUAGUAGGGAGUCUCCCGAGCAGCGUACAUACCUGAGCCACGUAACAAUGCCCAUGUGAUAACACUAUGAUGCUAUUUAAAUUAAUCACCCAAAACACCGCGAAGGAACAACCUACCCUUAGUGCUCCCUUUAACUAUAAACGAUACUAAAAAAAAACGAAAGAGCGAGAGAGAGAGAGAGAGAAAAUGCAAGAAAAUUGAAGGAGCGAAGGUAGCCUCCGACGACCAAAAAAAUGCAACCAUCAACAAGCAAAGUAACGGAACGAUUAAUGAUAAAAUUUGAUUCAUCGAUUAAUUUGCUGUCAUACGAGCUUCAACAGGAACGACUGCGCAGUCACGAACCAGCAUCCCCUUGGGAAAGGGGACCACCCCUAACAGGGAAGUGAACCGAUGAACACAAUUAAUCGAUCAAUCGAAGAGCAACUGAUACAAAAGCCAACGAAAAAAAAAACAUGAAGCAAGCCAAAAACCCCAAGAAGUAACCCAAGCAAAACACCAGAAGUGAACGAAAUCGAAUCGACGAUAAUCUAGUGCAGCUCGGUUCGGGGCGCGGACGCUUUUCCCACUUGGAGCACUUGGUGCGUGUGUGGAAAACCGGCCGCACCCCGAAUCGCUGGCGACAGCAGCCUUAGAGUGUAAGACGUUUUAGUUUUCUGUUUUAGUUUCGGUGAUUACGAGUGAGCGAAGUGAGUGCAGAAUCGAAAAUGGAUUAACAUUAAUCUAAACAAAAAAAAAAAACAGCCAGACUGCAAACGUUUGCAACAACGAACUGCUUAAUUGUGCAACGGAAACCGCGAUGAACGAGGGUCCCGCCGAUAUGGUGGGAGGAAUGCAUCGAGCUGGCGCUUUUCUUCCAAUGCAUAUCAGGGCUUCCCUCCAUUCUCCGGCUUUCGGCGCUCCUUACUGCGGGUCAAUUAUUGUUUGAACUGUGUUUCAUUAAUCGGUCUUCUAUUCGCUUCAUAUCUUAUGCAACUCAGCUUAAAGAAAUUCAUUUUACAUACAGGCAACAAAAGGGUGCAACAGGAACCUAACGCUAUCAACAAGCUAAUAAAAUUAUAAACAAAACAUAAUUUGAAGAAGAAAAAAACAAGAAACAACAAGCUUAAAACCCAAAAUCCCUUCAUCAUGGUCUCAUGAUGCCGGGGGGAAAUAGUUGGUCAACGUUAAGAAGAAAACCAUAGACCUGUUUGCAAUUUACAGAAAAAAACACACGAUGUACUACUCGUGAUGUUGACUGUUUGUAUUUAUUUUGUAUAAACCUAAUUUGGCUAUGUUAUUAUUGUAAUUGGAGAUAAAAAGAGUAAAAAAAAAUGCAGAGCAACAAAAACAGCGAACCAA
This is a messenger RNA of Anopheles stephensi (Asian malaria mosquito), 2953 nucleotides long. RefSeq names its product arrestin homolog (gene Arr2). The record is from RefSeq and is a predicted model, not a curated record. Gene Ontology annotation, cellular component: cytoplasm. Gene Ontology annotation, biological process: G protein-coupled receptor internalization; signal transduction. The coding region runs from base 204 to 1400 and encodes 398 amino acids. Gene Ontology annotation, molecular function: G protein-coupled receptor binding. Lineage: Eukaryota; Metazoa; Arthropoda; Insecta; Diptera; Culicidae. The transcript is spliced from 4 exons.